AUGUACCUACUUUACCAAUUCGUGGCUUGCUUCCUGCUCGCAGCAGGAUUCUCAGCAGAAGCUUCACCAUGCUCCAAUGGCUCUCCACCAGCUACGAACAGCACUCCUAGCAACGUUCCCCUCCGAAUCCUCCCUCUCGGAAACUCCAUCACGUGGGGGUAUCUGAGCAGCGACGGCAACGGCUACCGUCUCGACCUCCUCAACAUGCUCACGGCCAACGGUACCCAAGUCCAAUACAUAGGCUCUCAGCAAUCCGGCAACAUGACCGAUAAUUACAAUGAAGGUCACCCCGGCGCCGUGAUCGACGAAAUCGCACAAUACGCUCAGGCUUCUCUUCCCGAUCAACCAAACCUCAUCCUCCUCAUGGCCGGAACAAACGACAUGAACAACGAUAACAACACAACCACAGCACCCGAUCGCCUAGGUUCUCUCAUCGAUGAAUGCCACAAUGCAACCAUGACCGAAGCUGGUAGUGCCGUUAUCAUCGUCGCGCAACUUACACCUGCUGCAAACAAUGCUACCGAGGAAAGAAUCCAGAUCUUCAAUGCUGCGAUUCCGGGAGUGGUGGCGGAGAAGGUCAGUGUGGGGAUGAAAGUAUUGUCCGUGGAUAUGGAGGCCUAUGUGACGUUCAAUGAUCUGAAGGAUGGCUUGCAUCCGAAUGACUAUGGGUAUAAUCAGAUGGCGAAGGCGUGGUAUGCGGGGGUUGGAGAGGCGAAUGGGAAGGGGUGGUUUACUGCACCAGUGCAGCUUCUUGGACCUUAG
Molecule: messenger RNA, 762 nt
Organism: Mollisia scopiformis
Lineage: Eukaryota; Fungi; Ascomycota; Leotiomycetes; Helotiales; Mollisiaceae
Product: SGNH hydrolase
Exons: 2
Coding region: 1-762 (253 amino acids)
Molecular function (GO): phosphatidylcholine lysophospholipase A1 activity
Source: RefSeq, a predicted model, not a curated record